CAAAUGGAGUCAAGAUAGUUGGACAUGACUGUAAACGAAUGAACAGCAAGAAUUUAAUUCUAAAUCUCUUUGAACCUAGGUUUUCCUAACUCCAAGCCCUGUCCCCUGUUCACAGUUGCCUCCAAUUAGGUAAAUGCUUGUUAAUUGAAUGAUUGGUCCCAGAGGGCAGAACUACAAACAGCUGGAGAGAGAUAGAUCUCAGUUCCUUAUAAAACAAGGGUUCCUCCUCGCUGAAAAGUAUUGGAGCAAUAGCUAGAUGUUCCCUUGUCAAGGAUGGUGGAGAAGGGAUUCUUAUUCAAGUACAGGUCCGAAUCACCAUUCCAGCCCAAUUUGGAAUCCUGAUUCUUCCACCCGGCGCACCAGCUACUGCAACCUACCUCCAGUCGUCUGAGUCAUUGUGCAGCAUGGAGGCCAUUGCAAAGUUUGACUUCAACGCCUCCGGAGAGGACGAGCUGAGUUUUCUCACGGGAGAUGUCCUGAAGAUUCUCAGCAGCCAAGAUGAAUGGUUCAAAGCUGAGCUGAGGAGCCAAGAGGGCUAUGUACCCAAAAAUUUCAUAGACAUUCGCUUCCCGAGUUGGUUUCACGAGAACAUCUCCCGGCACGAAGCAGAGAACCUGCUCAUGGGCAAGGACGUGGGCUUCUUCAUCAUCCGAGCCAGCCAGAGCUCACCUGGGGACUUCUCCAUCUCUGUCAGACAUGAAGAAGAUGUCCAGCACUUCAAGGUCAUGAGAGAUACGAAGGGUAACUACUUCCUGUGGACAGAGAAGUUUCAGUCCCUGAACCAGCUGGUGAAUUUCUACCGGACCUCAUCCAUCUCGAAGCAGAAGCAAAUCUACCUGAGGGAUGGGAGCCGGGAAGACCAGAACUGCUGGGGUGGGAGCCUAGAACGGCGGCUCCAGGAAGGGCUCCACGUUGGCGGAGAAGAGCCUCGUCCUUCAACGAAUAGGAAGCUGCCUGACCACCCCCCAGCUCUGCAAUCACAUUAUCAGGCGCAGCAGCCGCCGCCCCAGCAGCAGCAGCGGUUCCAGCAUCAUCAGCUUCAGCCGGACCGGCGAGGAGGCAGUUUUGACAUCAGUGAUGGGCGCCGGAUGAACCCUGAGAUGAGCCCCGCCCUCAUGCAUCGGAGACACACAGACCCAGAACAGCUGCAAUUGGUUGGGAGAGUUCGCUGGGCCCGGGCCCUGUAUGACUUUAAAGCGGAGGAGGAGGAUGAGCUGGGCUUCUGCACGGGAGAGCUGGUGGAGGUCCUGGACAGCUCCAACCCGUCCUGGUGGACCGGCAGACUGCACAACCAGCUGGGCCUGUUCCCAGCCAACUAUGUGAGCCCUCUCCCCCGCUGAGCCAGGGGCCAGGCCCAGCCACGGGGAGGGGGGAAGGGGAGCGGGGUCUCUUACAAAGGCACGAGAUACGAACUUUUAUUUCUGUAACUUAUUGGUGAGGGGUGAUAGGUUAGUUAGCUUAAAAGGCACCCAGGUAGGGGGCUCUUCGGGUCCCAUUCCCCUUCUCCUUGAAGAAGGGGGCGGGCAGUGCCCUCCCUGAAGUGCCCUUCUUUCUCUUCCACCUGGUCCUGGGCUGUCUCUGAGAAUGGGAAGCGGAAGCCUCCUCCCCACAAAGGAGGGGAGAUCCACAGGUGCAGGGUGGGCUUCAGCCUCCCUGCUCCACCCCAACUCUGCCCGCUGAGCCCCCGAGUCCCUGCCCCCUGGCAGGUGCCGCCUCUGCAGGGAGAGGGGUCUCUGGGUCCAGACCGUGUAGGGCAGCAACACAGGAGGCAGACAGAGAGAGAAAGUCGGGGUGGAGGGGAUGGAGCGCGGGACUGGGACGCAAAAAGGCCCUUGAACUGAUGGGCCGGGAAAGCCGACAGGCUUCUCAGAACUAUGGUUUUAAAUGCAUAUAAUAAAGUACAGAGGAUUACAAAGGAAAAAAUUUUAUAUAUAUAUAUAAUAUACAUUUAUUUUUAAAGUCGGAGGUCCCAGGAUGAGAAGCCCUACUCUGAUCCAAUCCCUCAUCCUAGAGAUGCAAAAAUUGAACCCCAGGGAAAUCACACACUUUAUAAACACCAGAGGCAGAAUUUGAACUCAGAUCUUCUAAUAUUCUCACCAGUGUACCACACUGCCUCCCAUAUAGAGAGAAGGAAGAAGAACAAGAAUCCUAGACAUUGUCAUGCACAUCUUGGGCUUCCCAGGCUACCUUCUCCGGCCAACCUGGAGCUGAGAUCAGUCAUCAGGAUGGCUCAGCACGCAUUUGCUGGUCUAUUCUUGAAGCUAGUUCCUAUGUCCCCAUUGCACAGACGUAGAGACUGAGUGAGACGCGGUGGCCAAGUCUCAAGAGACCGAAGGGCUUUUCACAACCCACUUGAACGAGAGCCUCUUUUCUUUAAAAGAAGGAGGAAGGAGGACUUUGCAAAGUGCCCUGAGCUCCAGGAACCGCACUGAGAGUGGCCAUCAUGUGCACAACUUCCAAGCCCUCCCUGCUCGCUUCUCUGUGACACCAGAGGAAGACCUGGCUUCCCAUGUGAAUCCCCUGAGGCCCCUGGGGUGGGGGCUGGGUAUCGGAGGCAACCCAGAUCCAUCGGACACCAGCUGGCCUCACUUUGGAGAGAGAAAUCGGGGGGACGCCAGUGACCCCCAAGAGUGGCCUUGGAGACCAGCUCGGGGGGAUGGGGGCCCAAGGACCAGGGCUGGUGCCAGUGGCAGGGAGGAGGGCCGCCAGAGACUCCUCUGGGCGGGGCACCGUGCCCAGCCAACAGGUCCUCAUUAAGGGCCCUAGCAGAACGUGCAUCCUGCCCGCCAUGGGCCUUCAAAGAAAAAGGGAGAAGCAGAAUGGGACCAGCAGUGGGUCUGCAGGAAAGGCGAGAAAAUAGCCAGGGAAUGGCAGGGGGCAGGGGAGGAGGAGUGAUGAGUGCUCAGCAGCCCUGGGAAAGGGAAGCAAUGAAAGGAGAAAGCAGGAGGGGACCGACUUCAAAAGAGCAGGGCACAGUCUGAGAGGCUCAAAGAGAGGCAAAGAGGGAGAGGUUAAGUGGGAUCAGCCAAGGAGAAAUGGAUUUAAUGAGGGAGUCAGGAGGGAGUGAAUGAGGGGAAAAGAGAGGGAGUUGGGAGGGGAGAAAGAGAGAGAGGG
Molecule: messenger RNA, 3114 nt
Organism: Sarcophilus harrisii (Tasmanian devil)
Lineage: Eukaryota; Metazoa; Chordata; Mammalia; Dasyuromorphia; Dasyuridae
Gene: GRAP2
Product: GRB2 related adaptor protein 2
Exons: 9
Coding region: 405-1340 (311 amino acids)
Molecular function (GO): protein binding
Source: RefSeq, a predicted model, not a curated record